Gastrolobium bilobum is the source of this 1482-nucleotide messenger RNA. Its product is annotated as probable E3 ubiquitin-protein ligase LUL4. Gene Ontology annotation, biological process: protein ubiquitination. The transcript is spliced from 3 exons. The coding region runs from base 129 to 1154 and encodes 341 amino acids. Lineage: Eukaryota; Viridiplantae; Streptophyta; Magnoliopsida; Fabales; Fabaceae. Gene Ontology annotation, molecular function: ubiquitin protein ligase activity. The record is from RefSeq and is a predicted model, not a curated record.
AGAACGAUGCGAAUGGCUGGCAAAAUCGCAAAUAAAUUUCUAAGAAAGAUGGGAUCCUAAGCCGACAACAAUUGUUUCCUUCUAUCCUAUCCCUGUUUGUUGCUUGUUCUGUAUUUGGCAGUUGAAAGAUGGGAAUUUCGUGGAGUAACAGUAACAGUAACAGUAACAGAAGAAGAAACAGUUACCUUGACCAUCCACAUCUUCCACCUCCUUACUAUUACUCUCAUUCUCAUCCUCAUCCGCCGCCACUCCUGCCACCGCCUCCGCCUCAAGGUUACUUUUUUACCCCUUCUACCACUAGCUACGUGGCACCUUCUCCUUCCAAUUCCAUGCCCUUUUAUGCAAAUCAGUGUCACCCUCCUCCUCCUCCUCUUCCUCCUCCGCCGCCCUACGUUGAUCAUCAAAGCGCUAAGAAGAUAAGGAACGAUGUCAACUUGCACAAACAUACUCUCCAACUCCACCUCGAUCGCAACAAUCCCGAUCACCACUUGAUUUCCUUUGUUUUCGAUGCCCAUUUUGAUGGCAGCAUAACUAUCUUGUACUUGGCCAAAGAAGAAGAAAAAUGUAGGUUCAUUCCACUAUUCCCCGAUGCAUUUGAGCCUAUCACAUUCCCCUUUCACAAAGGGCUUGGCCAGAAAUUUUGUCAGCCUUCUGGAACAGGCAUUGACCUAGGUUUCUUUGAGCUGGAUGAUCUUUCAAAUCCCUCUCCUGGAGAAGAUGUGUAUCCCCUUGUAAUAUGUGCUGAAACUAGUUUGAGAACUCCUUUGGCAGAUGAAACUCUUGGUGAUUCCAUGUUGAAUGCAUCCCCUCACAUGCAAGUAACUCAAGCUGUCUUGGAGAAAGCCAAUGAUAAUGGUCCUUUCCAGGUAAAAGUAGUUAGGCAGAUUCUGUGGAUUGAUGAUGUUCGUUAUGAGCUGAGAGAGUUAUAUGGAAUAGGAAGUUCAACAGCGACAGAUUUUGAUGAUAAUGAUCCUGGGAAGGAGUGUGUAAUAUGCAUGACUGAACCCAAGGACACUGCUGUCCUUCCUUGCCGGCAUAUGUGUAUGUGCAGUGACUGUGCAAAAGCUUUGCGGUUUCAGUCGAAUAAAUGCCCUAUAUGCCGUCAACCUAUCGAGGAACUUAUAGAGAUCAAGAUAAACAAUGACGACCAAUGACAUAUUUUUGGCCUGAUGCGAAGCUGAAUUGCAUGGUAUUUCCAUCAAAUUCCUUCGUUCUUGAAAAAAAAUAUUGCUUCCCUUUUUUAAUGUCUGCGUUCAGGUGAUAAAUAGUAUCUCUAUUUUUAUUUUUUGUAAAUUGCUGUCAAUAAUCUGUUCAUACUUCAUUUGUAAUGCGAUCAAAAGAAAAUUACCUGUCACUGAAUGUUGUCCCCUGCCAUCUAUAUGGUACAGGUAAUUAUUUUCAAUUUUUGUCUGUGAAGAGAUAUUUGAGAGAGGAUCAUUUGUAGACCUGGUUUGGUUGCUGAAAGACAUCAUUUAUGUAUCA